CGAGUUCCUCCCGGGCUUUAAAGAGACGCCCAUAUGAAUAGCGCACUCGGCUAUUCAUGCUUGUGAGAAGGCUGAUGAAGACUUCUAGUUCAUGAGACGGACGUGCGCCCUGCGGAUGACAAAGACAUUCGAUGUUUAGUCGGGAGGCUACGGGUCUGGCGGAUGGCCUACCGAGCCAGGGCAUAGAAGACCAACAAAGCAAGCAUAUGGCCUUGAUUCAGCGCCUCACUAUCGACCAUAGUAGGCUUCGGAAGGAGAACGAAGCGCUGCGUACCGAGAACGAAAGCUUGCGACACAGCUUUUCAAGCUUACGCCGCGGAUCCGGUGGCAUCUGAUCGUUCUGGGUUGGUAGCCGUGGAGAGUUUGUACCUGGUGACUCGGCUGUUA
Trematosphaeria pertusa is the source of this 387-nucleotide messenger RNA. RefSeq lists its product as uncharacterized. Bases 132 to 335 code for a protein of 67 amino acids. The transcript has a single exon. The record is from RefSeq and is a predicted model, not a curated record. NCBI's taxonomy places the organism in Eukaryota, Fungi, Ascomycota, Dothideomycetes, Pleosporales, Trematosphaeriaceae.